AUGGCGUCCAUAUCGAGUCUUCCAUUUCUUCCAUUCGAGAUCAUAUGCGACAUUGCGGCAUGCCUCCAGGAUGACACUGAUCUGUGCUGGGAUGACGAAUGGAGCUCCAACCAAAGCACACUCGCCGCUCUCUCCAGGGUCUCGAAGACCUUCCAAUACGCGGCCCAGCCUCUUCUAUAUCGCAAGAUCUACAUCGCUAUCCGGGGUCCAGUCAGCCUCAGCAUCCUAUCGUUGAUCGAAACCCUUGCCCAUCGCGAAGACCUCCGUUCCAGAGUGGAAAAGGUCAAGGUGGACUUCUGUGAACCCUUCAUUCCUCCCGAUGAGCUGACCCUGGAAGAUGUCUACGAUCUCGCUCAUUUGGCGAAGGUUGUUGGCCAAUCAUAUCUCGCUGCUACGCUAUUUUCACGCACAACUAAUGCUCGACUGUACGAAACUGGACUGCUUUCACUUCUCCUUUAUCAGCUUCGAGCCACGAAGGAAUUGAUGAUUCGCGCAUAUGACUGUAAUGAUUUUGGAAGAGUCCCAGGCGAAGAACCAGACGCGGGCGAAGACACAGACGAAGACACAGGCGAAGACACAGGCGAAGACACAGGCGAAGACACAGGCGAAGACACAAGCGAAGAAGUAACAGAUGAAGAUGUCGGAGGCGGAGAAGAUGCAGUCGAAGAAGAUACAGUCGAAGAAGACACAGACGACCAAGACGCGGGCGAAGAUGAAGACGCUGAAGAUAUCUUAGAGCAAGUCUCGGACGAAGAUACAGACGACGACACAACGGAGAUUGAAGAUGAAGUCGGAGACGAAGAUGAGGACGAAGUCAGUACAGAUGACGAGUGGGAUGACGAUUUUUGGUUGGCCUGUCUACUACUUUUCCUCCCCAAAUCGCCAUCCUUCGUGUUCGAAAACUUGAUUUACCUUGGUUUGAGAAGGGAGGGAUACAAGAGAUCAACUCAUCUUCUCUUCUGCCUUGACUUGAUCGCUAAUGUGGCCCCGAAUCUCCAAGAAUUCGAAGGCUGUGGACGAAUGAUUUUUUCGCCGGAGUCAUUCAACAAGCUCAACAACAUCAAGCAUUUGUCCAUUUGGGAUGGUUGUUCUCUCAUCGUCUCUCCCCCGGAUGAUGUCGCCUAUCUAUCAAGUCCUUUUCACGCUCUUCGUUCCUUCCAUUACCGCGCGAAAUUCCCUUGGGCGUAUCUUCAGAAGUUCGUUCCCCCUCUCGAGAUUCGUCGGGCGCUUGAGCAGCAUGCCGGUACUUUGGAAGUCUUGUUCCUCGAUUUCAUGUAUUGUGGUUCUACUGCGAGGGAGGACAUGUUCGGCACUUUUGAGAUGUUCAAGAAACUCAAAUGGCUUUCGGUGGACCCAAAAGAUUUUGUCAAGAACGACCAGGACAGCUCAGUCUCGAAGGGAUUCAUCGCUACGCUACCUCGCUCUCUUCAGAGACUAGAGCUCCUGAAACGGGCUACUUCAAGUCUGCACCAGAUUAGUUGGAUUGCCGAGGCCGUGAAAGAAAAGGAUCAUGGGAACCUCGAGGACUUGACUCUCUCCGUUACAAAACACGACUACACCGAGGUUCUCAGCGCCAUGGAAGAGCUUUGGGGGGAGGACGAGUCUCCGAACCCUACCCAUCACAAGAUUCGGGUACACGUCAUCAAAGAGAGAGAAGGGCAAGGACCUCGUUGA
This is a messenger RNA of Colletotrichum orchidophilum, 1674 nucleotides long. RefSeq lists its product as uncharacterized. The coding region runs from base 1 to 1674 and encodes 557 amino acids. NCBI's taxonomy places the organism in Eukaryota, Fungi, Ascomycota, Sordariomycetes, Glomerellales, Glomerellaceae. The record is from RefSeq and is a predicted model, not a curated record. The transcript has a single exon.